Messenger RNA from Microdochium trichocladiopsis, 1362 nucleotides. Its product is annotated as fungal-specific transcription factor domain-containing protein. The transcript is spliced from 4 exons. Gene Ontology annotation, molecular function: DNA-binding transcription factor activity; transcription cis-regulatory region binding. Bases 1 to 1362 code for a protein of 453 amino acids. The record is from RefSeq and is a predicted model, not a curated record. NCBI's taxonomy places the organism in Eukaryota, Fungi, Ascomycota, Sordariomycetes, Xylariales, Microdochiaceae. Gene Ontology annotation, cellular component: nucleus. Gene Ontology annotation, biological process: positive regulation of transcription by RNA polymerase II.
AUGCGCCUGUCGUGGCCGAGCGCCAGGGACAAGAAGCGCGCAAACGUCGGUCGUCCACCGCCGUCUGCCCUCUCCUCGGCUCAGGCUGCUGACCAUACACUGUUCAUCAACACCACCUGGCAAGACAUGGAGCUGUAUGAGCACCUAAGCCGACGGACCCAAGCUUCUCCCAGGCCUCCACCUACUGCAGACCCAUGGAGGCAGCCACAACUAGGAACGAACCAUAGAGACCUAGUCAAUCACUUCCACGACUCCGCCUAUCUGUCCUUGGUAGUGUUCGACGGGAAACCCGCCCAGAUGCGAGACUCCCUCAUUCGAAUGGCGCUGGCGAACGACUCGAUCCUAGGGCUUGCUCUUUUUCAGGCUUUGCUGGCAUACUCGUCGGUGCAUCGCAGUGGCGUCGACCAGCGAGCGUUGCAGCUCAAGAUAUCGGCACUCCAUACACUCUCAGCCUUUAACAAGGCAACACCUCUGUCUUCGGCCGAGGCGGCCCAGCACGUCGCUACAUCCAUGCUUCUAGGUGCUUUCGAUAUCCUACAACCCGCUGCAGGUUCGGGCGAGUGGCUAUGGUACACCCAGGGAGCCAUGGAUGUCGUCCAAGCCACCAGCAUUAGGGACCAGUCCCACGACAGCGAUAUUGGCCAUCUGCUUGACUGGGUCCAUUACCAUGAUGCCCUUUCACGUUUUCCCGUACAACAUUGGCAACACAAAUCCCUGGCACGGGAUGUGCCUAAUUCCAAGUUUGGCAAUCCUCUGGGUGAGCCUCACAUGUCGUUGACAAGACACAGACCGGCAAUCCCCUCUCCGAAUCCGACUUUUGCAAUCAUAAACCUGCUGUCUGAAGCAUGCGACACACUUCUUGAUCCACGGGACCUAAGAAGCCACACUCAGGAGUACCAAAACCAUCUAAGAACACUCGAAAGUCGGCUUGCAGCUAUACAACCCAGAUCAGAAUCGGCAUACUCGGACGAAGCCGUACUGCCUAUCGAAAUAUUCCGGACAGCGACACAGAUAUACAUCACGCGUGCAUCGGAGAGCCCGUGGGACACGCCGGCAUCCCUCGAUUCGCUGGUAGAAACAGCCUUCACCGGACCCAUACGCGACUGCUACUGUCCUCACUUCUUCCCGCUCUUCAUUUUAGCCUGCGAGGCACGCGCUGAUGAGCGGAGGACGCAGAUUCUCAGUUUGAUCGAGCGGACUGCGGCCGAUGGCCGAGUGCGGAAUAGAGCUUGGCUGAAGAACAUGGUCCACUCCAUCUGGGUGCAUCAGGACCUCCACGCGGACAGUGAUCUGCUGGUGAAUUAUGCUGGCAUCAUGAGCGCCGUGAUUAGCUCCAGCGACACGGUUCCUUCCUUUGUCUAG